AACACUUGCUCUUCCGAUCACGUGCGAGAAGCACUCUAUCCAUCUCUACACAGCUUCUGCAAGGUCUGUCGGUUCGAACAGAGGCUGCUUGGUGGUAUUGGGACAGCUUAGCAUCUUAAGAUUAUUCCAAGGCAGACCUUAAACGAUGAAGCAAAUCUGGGCAGCGGAGACUCGAAACACACAUUCUCGCGGACCGGCCGAAUGGGCCGACAUUUGUGUUUAAUAUGCCGGCUAUUUGAUAGCAGUGAAAUCUGCCCGCUCCCCAAGCUGAUAGGGUUACGAUGAAGUGCAUGUGUUGAAACACAACAACCGCGAUUCUUUGAUUUCUCGCUGAGCUGAAUGGUACAGCGAGCUCCUCUGUAGAGGCAUCGUUAUGAAGUGGUUUUGCAUGUAGUAUUAAUUUUGACGUGCCCUGGUCAUGGAAGUGAGAGUUGACACUAAAAAUGUUGAUUCUUUGCUAAGAUCUUUUAAUGGUAUCUACGCCUUUCCCGGAUCUCUUUGGUAAAAAUGUCUUAGGAAAAGAUUAGCAUUUCUGAAGGCAAGAAACUCGCAUCGUAGAAAGGAGCAACAGCACAUUACGAUGGAGCAAAUGCAAUUGCCAAGAAACACGACAGCUAAUCUGACAACUUCAUCACCAGGUGUUGGGGACCCAACCACGGACGGCUCGAUAUGGGGGCCCUUCCACGUCGUUUUGAUGGCAAUUAUUCUUGCUCUCGCCUUCUUGGGCAACACCAGCAUCUGCUGGAUCAUUCUGACCGAUCAAAAGCUCCGCUCCGUCCCCAACACACUGGUCCUGAACCUGGCCGCGUGCGGGCUGUUCACGGUGAUAGCAAACGGCCCGCUGGUGUUGAUGGUGUUGUCGAAAGACUCCCAGAGUGGGUGGACGUACGGAAACGCUGCUUGCCAAUUCAACGGGUUCACGACAUCCGUCUAUGGCCUGGCGUCGGUGUUAACCUUAGCAUUGAUAUCCGUGAAUCGGUACCAAAUGGUCCGAAGAUCAACAGGUCGUUUCGCCUCCUGGUUCAAUCGGUCUUCAAUCAAAAUACUCAUCAGUGGCCUGUGGUUUCUGUCAGCGCUUCUCUCCUUCCCUCCAGUCGUUGGUUGGUCACGAUACGAGUUCAUUGCAGAGAGAGCCAUCUGCACAUUGAAAUGGUCCACAGAGAUCACCUACACGGUCUUUGUCUUCACACUGGGCAUAUUCCUUCCCUUUGUCGUCAUGUUCAUUGCCUACGCCGCCAUUUUCCGACUGGUGAGGAAAAAAUUCAAAAGGAUGCGGAGUCACAGCACACGAAGGAAGGACGGGUCGGUGUCACGGAACUUCAGCAAUAGUAGCUUUGGGCGGCACUUGAACGCCGCGGUCGAGCGGCAUUUAUCGGCAGCCGCGAGGCGGGAAAGCCUGCAGAGCACGGGACCACCGCAAGCCGACAGUGUCAGUGCGGUCUCAGUGGUCAGUGGAGCGGUCGGCAGUAACCCUCCUGGCCCGUCGACCCAACAGAUGCCAGCGGCGAUUCUGAGUGAUGUGGGUGACAAGGAUCAGGUUGUAUCGCCCGCAUCACCAGAACCCAUCACGCUGGGCCAUCACCUGUCACCGGGAGUCCACAGUGCCAACAGAGGGCGGUCGUGGUCCCUCGCAGAAGCACAGAUCAAAGACGACAACAGGUUCCUACAGGUAUUAAACAAUGCCCCAGACUGCGAGGCUCAGACUGCAGACAAGAAUCUCACUAUUGCCGUGCCAGUGUCUUACCAAACAGACCAUUCUGACCAAUCUAAAGCGCACGAAGCCACCCCUUCACGAUCCAAAAGUGCCCACCCCAGGGUCUGCCGAACCUCGUCUGCACCCGAGCAAGGGGACGGUAGUAUGCUGAAGUGGCAGAAGGGCAGCACCAAAAAAGAGACCGAGAAGACGGUCAAAACCGCCCCUACUGGCAAAGCAACUGCAGGGGGCAACUUCCGACCCCCUAAGGAUGACGUGCGGGUCACCGUCAUGGUAUGCACUGUCCUGACUUCAUUCAUACUGUGCUGGUUGCCCAUAACUUUCAUCAACUUCUUGGAGACGGCUUGGGACGGGGAUGUAUCUCCGGCCCUCAACAUCUUCUCCGUGUACAUGAUGUUCGCCAGCAGCGCCAUAAACCCGCUCAUCUACGGCAUGCUGAACCGUAAUUUCAGGAGUGGCUUCAAACGGUUCUUCUGCGGGUUCUUCAGCCCACGCGGUGCCUGUAGGUGCUGCCUAUCUACAAAGAUGCCUCGUCAGAACAGGGUGUCUGUAAUCAAUGUAAAAAAUGAAACUCUUAAGUGAAAUUGCCUAUCAAAGGUUUACAAAAAAGACCCUCUAAGACUUCAUGGUGCAAUUUCGUGUUUGUACGCAGAGGAAUAGGCAGCUGUUAUCGUGAAAAAAAGUUCCAUCACUCACAUCCAAAGCCCAGAAAAGUAUACAUAUGACUAACUUUAACAUCAAAGAAACGAUAUAUUGUGUGUGAAAUGUAGCUCAAAUUGAUUCGAUCUCGGAUGACACAUUGAAGACCUUGUGCCUUCUUGUGGAUGAUUUGCGGGGAUUUUCAAAAUAUUUGUCUUAUCACGUUGCCUAAGUACAUGUAUUAAAAACCUAGUCAGUUUCCCUAUAUAAUUUUUUUCACGAUUUAUGUUCAAAAGCCGUAUUCUCUCUGAGUGAUCCCUGUUCACCACUUCCCAGGUUGCAUUGUGUUAUUGGGGCGUGAUCCCUGGCUACACGGUGUUUCAGGUUUAAUGGCUCGGCCAUGUCCGAUUUGCUUGGCUGCGGCUUACACAUACACGUGACUCUAUUGGGAAGGACUGCAGCCUCUACCGUAGACUCGUCAAUAAAUGUUUCAAACCGUAGCCAAGUAAUUUGGAUAUUGCCACUGGGGCAGGGGUGGGUGGAACCACAGCAUACAGAAGAAAGGGAUUGGAACCACGGGGGAGGGUUUGUCGACAUUUUGUGCAUGUGUGCUUAUUUUAAUCAGCCAAAUAACCGAGUGAUAACUUCCCACUUCGCGACUAAUGCACGUAGGCCUACGUCCUGCCACACGAGUCUGUCAUUAACGCUCAUAAUCUUAGUUUGAUUAACGCAUUAGGCGAUAUCAAUGUUAUCUUUAUUUCACCUGAUAAAAAGCCUCGACUUUUAUCCAGUGCUAUAAAUGACGCAACUUGGAAAUGAAAAAGGAAGCACACGUAGUUGUCUGUGCCUGAAAAUUUCACUUUUACGAAGUAUUUAUGGUAUGAGCCUGGGUUGAAAUUGUGACCUCUUGUUUAUUCAAGACUCAAGCUGUCUUUCCACUUCAAAGCCAGUGGUGAAAAGUCACACAUGGCACGAGUAAAGUUGAGUUCCCAAGUUUUUAGCCGUCAUUAAGUCUUUCCGUAUACAAUUUAUCAAAUGGUUAUGCACUUUUUAAUCAUAGGUGCAGGAAAAUCGUUGUUUCAGUAUGGAAAACAUAACAGUUACUAAGAUGAGGAUGCAACAUACUUUUAUUGUGUUACGAAAUCCUUGAAUAAUUUGAAAACUUCCCUGCCGUAAACAGUAAGCCACUUCGCAAUUUCAUGUCAAAAUGAAUUGAACUUGUAGAUUAUAUAUUUGAUGUAUAGGCCUACUGAUUCUUCACGAUAUUCUGAGUAAUAUUUACUCAUUUACCAAGUCAAAUGUAAAACACGUUCGAUCAAAACCUUUCCAACAUUUUGAUGGAAAAGACAAUUUACAAAUAUGGCUUUUAUCACAGAAAAUUAAGGUUUAGUUACAAAGGCAAUCUUAGAAUAUCCGUCAUGUAGCCCACGCAAAAUUAGUGGUAAAAUCGAGUCGCAAAAAGACUAGUGAAUAUACAAACAGCUUAAAGUGAGGUUUUCUGUUGCAUUUAACCUGUUACCCUGGCAAUAUUUUCACCUGCAGUUUAAAAAUGUAAUUGACGGAGAAAGGAAACUAGUUUUAUCAUGAGAAGGUAGCAUAACGCGCGUCCUGUAAUCAUUUUGCUCACUCAUCGAAUGGAUAAUGGCGAUUACAUAUAUCUCGGAGCAACGCUUCUUGCUUAAGUCAGUUAUUUGUUCUUUAUUAAGUCUGCACUUAGUUAUGUGCGAAAGUACACUCAUAGUUGGUCUAGUUUGAACGAACAAUUUGAAUUACCUGAGAUAGCCAGUUACAGUUAGUCAAACGAAGACAUGUAUGUGUUCAAACUAGCUAUUGCCUUCAGAAUCGCUUAUAAAGGGUAAUAGCGAGUUUCAUUUAUGCUUUCAAAUAGUUUAGUAUAGUGCGGUGCACGUUACUAUACCAACCCUGUUCAAAAUUUUAAAAGUUAAAUAGCUUAGCUUAGCACUCGGAAUAAUGUCAGGACAAUAGUGACAUAUGUGUUGUCCCAAAUAGGUUAAAGUGGUGCCCACGGCUAAAGGUACCUGUCCUCGGUCUCUGUGGCGCAAUCGGUUAGCGCGUUCGGCUGUUAACCGAAAGGUUGGUGGUUCGAGCCCACCCAGGGACGGAGAAACUUUUUUGCCGCUUUUUUACACUAUUUGUAUAUAUCGGCAGUCGAAAGUCCAAAGCCACAGGAAAUUAUGUGUACCUUUUGAUCUUUUACACUAUUCGUGAUGUAUAUUUAAAAAUAGUGAGCCUACCUCGAGGAAAGUAAGGAUCACCUCCUAAGCAGACAGAUACGCCAAAACGUAAACACAGAAUUUCAAAUCAGUUCGACCAACUUAAUAUCCCAUGAUGCCUUAAUUAGGCUUAAAUCAAGCCGACACAAAGGGAGUAACGUUAUCUUCUAUUAUGCUUUAUUGAACGGCGGCAAGUAGUCUCCUGCUUUGACGUAUAUUUUACAUGAAGUUUCCUGCCUAUAUAGUAUGGUAUUCGCACCUUUUUCACCAGCCAAGAUGGAAUUUAGAUAUCGGGUGCUGCGACUUUCUUUUAUGGUGAGAAGUUGGGUAUUUGGACAAAGGCGUUGGAAAGGUUGUACUAGUUGUCGAAAGACUCGGACAAGUGUCUAUUAUGUCCCAUUCCUUUUUCAUAUAUUUAAAAUGUUUUCAUGUGCCGGCACGUGUCAAGCACUCGUUCUUUAUCCAUUCAAAAUGGACUUGAAAAUACCCACGGCUGCAGGGCGCAUGCUUCAGAAUCAGUCAGGUUGCCGUGCACUUGGUAUCUCACACCACAGCAGAAGACGUGUGAUUUUUCCACACAGAUCUGGGAACACACACAGUGGAUGAUUUGUUUUCACAUUAUUUAUCCUGCUGAUUUAAACCUGGUGUAUCUUGUACUCAUUAUGAGCAAUGCUGAUGAUGACUGACAUGUAGUCAUGCUGCCUUGAUGCCAAAUUGCAUCCAUUCGAGAAACUGGAAAUAAAAGACACCAUCACGAGCUCAAUGGCGAACGGACAAUAUUAUGUCCGUUUUUAUCAAAGGCUUCAAGGGUCCAUGAUGUGAAGUUUAAUUUGGAACGUGUUUUGUAAUACUUUCUACUCCUCAAAAAUUUCAGAAAAUUACCCGACAUCUCUCUUCUGGUUACUUUUUUGAAACAGUUUAAAUGUGAUGUCAUUACAGGGAGACACUGUUCGGGGUGGGGGUUAUGUUUACAUUGUGAACCCAAAUUCUACUCAUUGAAAAUAUCAUGUAAACACUUCGAUCACUGACCUACUUUCAUGAAAACAAACAACGAAUUAUCAAAGUAAACAUAAUUUACGACUUUCAGCAAAGUGUCCAAAAUUCUGGCAAAUUUUUAGCGACACCAUGUAUCCCACUGAUGACAUCACAGUUUCGCGCAUAAAUAUGCAAAAUCACGUGUGCAUUGCCAAUAAAAAUGUACUUA
This is a messenger RNA of Acanthaster planci (crown-of-thorns starfish), 5791 nucleotides long. Its product is annotated as D(2) dopamine receptor-like. Gene Ontology annotation, molecular function: G protein-coupled receptor activity. Gene Ontology annotation, cellular component: membrane. Gene Ontology annotation, biological process: G protein-coupled receptor signaling pathway. The record is from RefSeq and is a predicted model, not a curated record. NCBI's taxonomy places the organism in Eukaryota, Metazoa, Echinodermata, Asteroidea, Valvatida, Acanthasteridae.